AUGACACACAACAAAACUAUUACUGUUCAAAUCAUAGGCAGAUUAAAUAACCCCUUUUCAUUCUCUGUUUCAGAAAUCGAACGGGCUUACACCAACAAUUGCCGAGCAACCCAGGCCACCCAACAACCACCAGUCCUUUUUCCCGUCGUAACUCCAUCGGCCAUCAAUCCUCACACAACCUACAAACCUCUGUGCGAACCACGACCCUCCGCCACUGAAGCUCAACAACGGACCACCAUCGAACUGUUACAGCUCCCACACGUCCAUACAGAUAUCCAUUUCCGAACAGCCUCUCUCCGCCUUUACUCCCUCUACGCCCACGCCUCCACCAAUCUGAAAUCACAACCUUCCAAGCGCCCGGAUUCCGUGACCACCGAAAAUAGAGAAAGAAGAAGGAGCAAAAGAUUGGAAAAGAAAAAGAAAAAGGAUCGUGUUUUAAGAGGAGAUAAAAUCUGA
Vicia faba (fava bean) is the source of this 456-nucleotide messenger RNA. NCBI's taxonomy places the organism in Eukaryota, Viridiplantae, Streptophyta, Magnoliopsida, Fabales, Fabaceae. The record is from the annotation of a GenBank genome assembly.